Xiphias gladius (swordfish) is the source of this 2680-nucleotide messenger RNA. RefSeq names its product fibronectin type III and SPRY domain containing 1-like (gene fsd1l). Gene Ontology annotation, molecular function: protein binding. The record is from RefSeq and is a predicted model, not a curated record. Lineage: Eukaryota; Metazoa; Chordata; Actinopteri; Istiophoriformes; Xiphiidae. The coding region runs from base 223 to 1791 and encodes 522 amino acids. The transcript is spliced from 14 exons.
UUGCCUGACAAGUCGCUAGCUGGGUACCUUUCAGUAUAAUUGUGUGCAGAGAGGCUAACUAGGGAGGGGACAGGUUAGCGUUAUGCCCCAUCGAAGGAGCUACUUUGAGGUUUCAGUGUCGUUUCUCACAAUUGUGAAAAAAAACCUUUGGACAUAAGCUGAUUUCUCAUCUGACUAAUAUAUAGGAGACACGCCACUGAACAGACAGGAAGUGAGACUGUGAUGUGCGAGUUCACUUCUUGUCAGUACCCACGUCCUCCCCUCUCUCUCUCCAUCUCUCUCUCCAUCUCUCUCUCUCUCUCUCAGGUGAUGGACACUCAGAAGGAAGCUCUGCGCAGGAUCAUUAGCACAUUAGCCAAUAAAAAUGAAGAGCUCCAAAACUUCCUGGAAACAGUUGACAACACACUGACAGGACUGCAGGAGGAGUCAUGUAAGGUGAUGUCAGACCUGGAGGCGGAGCUUGAGCAGCUAAGCUCUGCACUGGAGGAGAAGGGGGCGGAGCUCCGUGACGUCAUCAAAGAGGAGAGGCGCAGGAAGGAGGCGGAGCUUCAGAAGCAACUGUCGGAGGGAAAGUUCGCUCUGCUUUCGUGUGAAGAACUACUCGAGUUUGCAAAUCAGACACUGACCAUCACCACUGAAGAAGAAUUCCUGAAGGCUGCAAAACAAAUCAAAGAAAGGGUAACAAUGGCUCCAGCGUUUCGGCUGACAACUCGUCCAGCAGUGUCAGAGAACAUGGCGCAAUUCACCGUUGACUUCAGCGUGGAGAGGGCGGGGCUUCAGCAACUUCACUUCCUGCCAGUGCCCAGAGCUCCAGAGAUUGACGUCUCUAGCUGUGUUGUCAACGACAACAACAUCAUGAUUGCCUGGCAACCAGCCAGUGAGGCCGACAACAAUGGCGUCAGUGGACCAAUCGAACGCUAUGAGCUCGAAUACCGAAAAACGAACCACGACAGCUCACUGAGAGCCAUAGGAGAGGCAUGCUGGGAAAAAAUCUGUGACAUCACAGAGACGCAAGUUACCAUUUCAGGUCUGAAGUUUGACUCUCGCUUUGUUGUCGUUCGAGUUCGAGCAAAAAACAAAACAGCUGCCGGAGAGUUCUCUGAGCCUGUCACCAUGGAAACCAAAGCGUAUAACUUUGGCUUUGAUGCGUCGACGGCCCAUGCUGAGCUGAAGGUUCAGGGUGAAACGGUGACCUGGGAGCCUCAGGGUGUCAAAGGUCAUGACCCCCGACUCAGAGGCAAAGAGAGUAAAAGCUGCAGCAGAAGCGCCACACCGUCACCAAAUAAGACAGCAGGAAGUCGACCCGGACGUGACAGAUUCGCUGGAGAGUCGUACACAGUACUGGGUGACCAGGAGAUGGUUGGCGGCUGCCACUACUGGGAGCUCCGCCCCCUGGCUGACUGGAAGUCGUUCAGUGUGGGCGUGGCCUAUCGGACCAGCCUGGGCCGCUUUGACCAAUUAGGGAAGAGUGCCAGUUCGUGGUGUCUCCAUGCUAGCCAAUGGCUGCAGAGCUCGCUCGCUGCCAAACACAACAACCGAGCAAAAGCGCUUGAUUGGCCACUGCCUCAACGAAUUGGAAUCUACUGCAACUACGACAACGGCGAUUUAUCAUUUAUUGACGUUGAUCGACUUCGUCUUCUUCACUCCUUCAAAACAAAGUUCAGCCAGCCACUUGUCCCCGCCUUCACUGUUUGGUGCGGUGGUAUCACCAUAACAACGGGUCUGCAGGUGCCGAGCUUCAUGGGAAAUUUCCUUUCCACCAAUCAGAGCCUGAGUUACCUGUCACAGUAAAUCCACUUUUCUUCAAUUAUUUGUUUUUAUUUUAUUUUGCUGUUUUUCAUAUUGUCAGUAAUUUAAUUCUUAUGACAUAUUUAUAUUUAUUAAUUGUAAUUUAAUGAUAGAUAAUAUUAUAUUGCAUAUAGAAAUUAUUUGUGAACUGUUGCCGUUGUAAAAAGAUAAUUAAUAUAAAAUAUAAAGCAAAUUGUAUCAUAAUUUUAAGGCCUAUAAUGAUUUUUAAAAAAAAUAUUGAUCAUUCUUGCCUGCUCUUAUUUUGAAAGUCUUGACCUGAAGCCACAGCUUUAUAGUUUGAGUGCUUUCAUUUUAAAGAAGUACAAAUGUUGUCUGUUAACUACGGCUUUUGCUUUGACUGAUUUUGUAUCUCAGAGAUUCAUAUCGUUUCGUCUGAAUGACAGACCUUUCUUUUGAGGGUAGACACAGGAAAGUUCCCUCUGGCUUUUAGUUUGAAGACUGUAACAAAUGUAAUUUAUUGUGAAAGUUCAGGAGGAAAUUAUAUGUUUAAUUUGUGUGAAAGGCUCUCAUUAUGAAAAACCUUAUUAGAGAUAAUGUUGUGCAUUCCUACUUCCUGUCACUUUGAUUGCAUGACUGACUUUUAUUUUGAAAGUAAAUUUGAAUAUCAGAAAACACAUUAGUUGUUUUUUCAGUGGAUGUUGAGGAUUAGGAUGAAAUUUAUUUUCAGUUUUUGUGAAAUAAAAUAUAGAAGAUCUGAAGUCAGAACUCAUUAAUACUGAAAAUAUACUUAGAAUUAAUAUCAAAGGUGAUGUUUGUAUUUAUUGGUCCAUCGUGUUUGUAAAUGUCAUUUUUGACCUGAAUCAGCUCCAAUUCAAUGUUUUAUAUCAACAAACACUUUUUGAUAAACUGUGAAAAAUAAAAGAAAUGUUAU